AUGCGCGAUUUGUUUAUGACUUCGCGAGCUAACCGCGAUAUCGCCAGCAACAUACGACGAGGCUUGCGUGAAACACACGAAACUGUCGAAAACCAACAGGCAUUCGCUACACUCAACGCCAUCCAUUCAACUCGCCGCAGUAUUGGCGGCAUCGCGUGGCAUCGACGUGCGGCCACGUGUUACCGCGUGCGGGCGCGUGCGGGCGGCAUGGAGGCGCUGAAGCAGAAGGGCAACGAGGCGUUCAAGAAGGGGCAGUUCUCCGCCGCCGCGCUCGCCUACCGGCGCGCGCUCGAGGCCGCCGCGGAGAGCGGCGAGGCGCCGCGCGAGACGGCGUCGCUGCACAGCAACCUGUC
Molecule: messenger RNA, 353 nt
Organism: Closterium sp. Yama58-4
Lineage: Eukaryota; Viridiplantae; Streptophyta; Zygnematophyceae; Desmidiales; Closteriaceae
Source: the annotation of a GenBank genome assembly